Messenger RNA from Schistocerca americana (American grasshopper), 1158 nucleotides. Its product is annotated as piggyBac transposable element-derived protein 3-like. The transcript is spliced from 4 exons. The coding region runs from base 1 to 1158 and encodes 385 amino acids. The record is from RefSeq and is a predicted model, not a curated record. Lineage: Eukaryota; Metazoa; Arthropoda; Insecta; Orthoptera; Acrididae.
AUGUGCAUGUCCAUUUAUGGACUUCCAUCGUCUCGUAUGUAUUGGAAAACUACUACUCGGAUUCCAGCUGUUGCUGAUGUAACGAGCCGCAAUAGGUGGGAGCAGCUAAAACUAGGGCUCCAUUUCAAUGAUAACGAAACUAUAGAUCAAGCUGACACAUUGUACAAGAUCAGACCCUUUCUGGAGCCAUUGGUUGAAAAUUUUCGAAGAAUUCCCAUGAGUGAAAAAUUGUCAGUGGAUGAACAGAUGAUUCCUUUCAAGGGAAGACACACCUUUAAGAAUUACGUCAAAAAUAAACCUAAAAAAAUGGAGUUACAAGAGAUAUAUUCAGGGAAAGUGAAACAUGACCCAUCCAUACCUGAUGUAGGUGUGAGUGGAAAUGAUGUUCUGAGAUUGGCUUAUGUAAUACCUAGACACAUGUUUCACAAACUGUAUUUUGAUAAUUGGUUCACAGGAGUUCGGUUAGAAGUUGAACUAGAAAAGAUGGGUAUUCAGUAUUUAGGAACUGUGAGACCUAAUCGGCUCAAAGGCUGUAUGUUCACUUCUGACAAAGUCAUGAAAAAGAAGAGUCGAGAGAGUUGUGAGGAACAUUUAUCUAAAAUUGAUGGCAUUACUUUGAGUGCAGUAAAAUGGUAUGAUAACAAGCCUGUUCAUUUGCUCAGUACUUUUGCUGGUGCUCAUCCAACAUCAACAGUGGAGAGAUGGGACCGUAUAAAGAAAGAAAAAAUAAAUGUUGAAUGCCCCAGUAUCGUUCAAUCAGUGCAUGGGUGGUUCAAUGCUUGGAUACUAUACAGAAGAGAUUGUACAGAGUGUAACGUGAGAAAACUAGAUCAGUUCAGCCUAUUGGAGUUCAAAGCUACUGUUGCUGCUUGUCUUUGCAAACAGAAUAAGGAUGGACAGAAAAAAAGAGGAAGACCUAGUAGUUCGUCAAUGGAAACUGCAAUUCAGUUGAAGAAGAAAACUGGGUCAGCAGCACCACUGCCUGAAAAAGAAGUGAGGAAGGAUGGAAUUGGCCACUGGCCUCAAUUUUCAGAAAAAAAGAGGUCGUUGAAAAAACCAGGAUGUAAUGGUGCACCAAAAGUGUUUUGCACAAAAUGUAAAUUCAUGUCAGAAACUAAAAAUAACCAGAAUAUUGCUGACAUUAAAAUCCAUUUUUAA